AUCUGCUGUAACAAUCAGUUGUAGUUAAUACGUAGUCAAGGCUACAUCACUCUGCGCGAUUCAGUAGUAGUUACUACAGUAUUCUAACUAGUAUCACACAAGAAAGACAAAAUGGCCAUCGUGCUACUAUCUUUGAUCAUCGGAGCACUUGCAGCUUUUUAUUUUUUCUUGGCACAAAAAAAUAAAUACUGGCAAAAACGUGGAGUUCCAUGCGCGGACGGAGCUCUACCGGGAAUCGGUCACAUGUUGUGGGUGAUAUGUAUGAAAAAGACGCUGCCGGAAUGUUUGCUCAAAUUUUAUAAAGACCACAUGAAUCGUAGCGUGGUCGGAUUCUAUAAUUUCACAUCACCGGCGUUGGUAAUCAUCGAACCGGAACUGGUAAAGACAGUGUUGCAGACGAAUUUCGCGAGCUUCUCCAAAAACGCCAUUGCUAUUGAUCCAGCCUUGGAUCCUCUCCUAGCACAUAAUCCAUUUAACACUACUGGCGACAAAUGGGUGGUCGGCAGAAAGCGUUUUUCUUAUGCGUUUUCCAGUAUGCGACUGAAAAUCCUGCUCGAGAGCGUCAAAUCAGUAUGCGUGACACUCGAAAAUUAUGUGAAUAACAAGAUGAAUAAAGACGGUAAAUUGGAGAUAGAACUGAAGGACUUGUGCUCCAGGUAUACCGCGCAAGUAGUAGCCGCUGCUGGCUUUGGCGUGGACGGACUUUGCUUCGAUGACGAGAAAGAAACUGAAUCCUUCCGAGCAACCGGUCGAACCAUUUUGGAGCCUACUGGAAGGAAUGCGCUUAUGUUGGCUUUAACGUUCCUCGUCCCGUCGUUAAAUAAAAUCUUGAGGAUGAGUUUUAUUCCAAAGCACAUUGAUCGUUUCUUCAGAACAUUAGUCGCGGACCUUAUGGAGCAACGACGAAAGGAUGGCAUACCUAGAAACGACUUUCUUCAUUUAAUGGCUGAAUUAGAGCGAACUGAGAAAGAUAAAUUCGAUCUUGAGAUACUUGCAUCUCAAGCGAUGUCGUUCGUCAUCGAUGGCUUCGAAACCUCUAGUUCUGUUAUGAGUUUUGUUGCCUUUCAUUUGGCCAGUUAUCCAAAAGUACAGGAGAAAUUACGCGAGGAAGUAAUCACUGUACUCGAUAAGUACGAUGGUGUGGUUACUUACGAGGGCUUAAAGGAAAUGACGUAUAUGGAUCAAGUUUUGAAUGAGUCGCAGAGGACCCUACCGGUAGCAGGAUUCAUGACUAAACUAUGUACGGAGAAAUUUGAGUUGAAAGGAUCUGAUGGACUUGUCUGUCACGUGGAGCCUGAUACAAAUAUUCUAAUACCUGUUAACGGUCUGCAUAAAGAUCCUCGUUAUUGGAAAGAUCCUGAAAUAUUCGAUCCCGAAAGAUUUAGUCCGGAAAAGAAACACAGUAUCGAGAAAUUCACUUUUCUUCCCUUCGGUGAAGGUCCGCGAAUUUGCCCGGGAAUGAGAAUGGCUUUAUUACAAAUAAAGGCGGGUCUCGCUGCAAUUCUGAGAAAAUAUCGCCUGGAACUUUCUCCGAGGACACAAGUACCUUUAAAAAUGGUUCCCGGGACCAUCUUAGCAACACCGGAAGGUGGUGUGUGGGUUUAUCUUCAACAGCUUUUGCUCAUAGCACUCUAUUUUUACCUGAAACGAUACAACAAAUAUUGGCAAAAUCAUGGAGUUCUCUGUGCAAAUGGAACCCUACCGGGAGUUGGCCAUAUGAUAUAUACUACUCAAGUUGUAACCGCAGCUGUGUGUGGCUUCGGCGUGGACGGAUUUUGCUUCGAUGACGAAAAAGCAGAUGCGUCCUUCCGAAAAUUUGGAAAGGAGAUUAUGAGGCCUUCUAUGCAAAACGCGAUCCUAUUUAUUCUUGUAAUGUGCAUCCCACCGUUAAAUAAAAUCUUUAAAAUGAGCUUCAUUCCUAAGCAUAUCGAUCGUUUCUUCAGAACAUUGGUUAUGGAUGUUAUAAAACAACGACGAAAAGAGGGAGAACCUAGAAAUGACUUUCUUCAAUUGAUGACAGAAUUAGAGCGGACUGAAAAUGAUAAAUUUGAUGUCGAUAUGCUCGCAUCUGAUGCAAUAUCUUUCUUCAUCGACGGCUACAGCACUACUAGCAGUGCUAUGAGUUUUGUUGCCUUUCAAUUGUCCAUGCAUCCAAAAGUACAGAAAAAAUUACGUGAAGAAGUGAUAACUGUACUCGAUAAGUACGAUGGUAUGAUUACUUACGAAGGCUUGAAGGAAAUGACUUAUAUGGAUCAGGUUUUAAAUGAGUCACAGAGAUUCAUACCUUUAGGAGAAGUCCUGCAGAAAGUAUGUACAGAAGAAUUUGAGCUAAGAGGAUCCGAUGGUCUUGUCUGUCACGUGCAACCUGGUAGAGAGAUCUUGAUACCCGUUAACGCUCUGCAUAAAGAUCCUCGUUAUUGGAAACAUCCUGAAGUGUUCAAUCCAGAAAGAUUCAGUCCAGAUAAGAAACACAGUAUCGAGAAAUUUACUUUUCUUCCCUUCGGUGAAGGCCCGCGAAUCUGUUCGCAGUUGACACGCGCUCAAGGCUGCAACGGUCCGUCUAUUUCAGUCCUGUUAUUCGAGACAAGCGAAAUGGUCGUUAUCCUGGUGUCUUUGAUUCUUGUAGCGCUCGUAACACUCUAUCUCUAUCUAGAAAGAUACAACAAAUACUGGCAAAAUCGUGGAGUUUUUUGCGCAGAUGGAGCCCUGCCGGGAGUUGGUCAUAUGUUGUCAGUGUUCUGCAUGAGAACAACUUUCCCUGAAUGCUGUCACAAGAUCUACAACAAUAAUCAAAAUCACAGUAUGGUAGGAAUCUACAACUUUAUGUCACCGUCAUUGAUGGUUCGCGAGCCGGAAUUGGUGAAAACGGUGUUGCAGACUAAUUUCUCGAGCUUCCAUAUGAAUAGACAAAAAACCGAUCCUGAGGUGGAUCCUCUUCUGGCGAAUCAUCCUUUCGUCAAUUACGGCGAUAAAUGGUUAGCCGGCAGAAAGCGUUUGACUUAUGCAUUUUCCAGCAUGCGACUAAAAAUCCUGCUCGAGAGCGUCAAGUCGGUAGUCGUAAUGCUCGAGAACUAUCUCGAUAACAAAUUGAACAAAAUCGGAAAAGUGGAACUGGAGUUAAAGGACUUGUGCUCUAGAUAUACUGCGCAGGUGGUAGCCGCCGCUGGCUUCGGUGUGGACGGAUUUUGUUUCGACGAUGAAAAACCAGAUGUAUCCUUCCGAAAACUUGGAAAGGAUAUUAUGGAGCCUUCCAUACGGAGCGCGAUCAUGUUUCUCUUUGUGGUUCUCGUUCCGUCGUUGAAUAAAUACCUUAAGGUAAGCUUCAUUCCGAAGCACAUUGAUCGUUUCUUCAGAACGUUGGUCUCGGACAUUAUGGAACAACGACGGAAAGAGGGAAUACCUAGAAAUGACUUUCUUCAUUUGAUGACAGAAUUAGAACGGAUUGAAGGCGAUAAAUUUGAUGUCGAGAUGCUGGCUUCUGAUGCAUUAUCAUUCUUUAUAGAUGGCUACGGCACCACUAGCAGUGCUAUGAGUUUUGUUGCCUUUCAAUUGUCCACACAUCCAAAAGUGCAGGAGAAAUUACGUAAGGAAGUGAUGACUGUACUCGACAGGUACGAUGGUGUGAUUACUUAUGAAGGCUUGAAGGAGAUGACGUAUAUGGACCAGGUUUUGAAUGAGUCGCAGAGAAUGCUUCCUAUAGGAGAAGUCCUCCAGAAAGAAUGUACGGAAGAAUUUGAGCUAAGAGGAUCCGAUGGUCUUGUCUGUCAUGUGCAACCUGGAACGGAGAUCUUGAUACCCAUUAAAAGUCUGCAUGAAGAUCGUCGAUAUUGGGAAAAUCCUGAAGUGUUUGAUCCCGAAAGAUUUAGUCCGGAAAAGAAACACAGUAUCGAGAAAUUCACUUUUCUUCCCUUCGGUGAAGGUCCGCGAAUUUGCCCGGGAAUGAGAAUGGCUUUAUUACAAAUGAAGGCGUUUUUCGCUGCAGUCUUGAGAAAAUAUAGGUUGGAACUUUCCCCGAAGACGCAAGUACCUUUGAAAAUGACACCCAAUGCAAUUAUACCAACACCGAAAGGUGGUAUAUGGAUCUUUUUCCGAAAGCUUUAAAUAUGACAAUUUAAUUCUUAUGUCUGGAAAAUAAAUAUGUAGUUGAUUUUUUUAUAUAAAAUAAAUUUCUUUUUUAAAU
This is a messenger RNA of Nylanderia fulva, 4180 nucleotides long. Its product is annotated as cytochrome P450 6a2-like. The record is from RefSeq and is a predicted model, not a curated record. Gene Ontology annotation, molecular function: iron ion binding; monooxygenase activity; heme binding. NCBI's taxonomy places the organism in Eukaryota, Metazoa, Arthropoda, Insecta, Hymenoptera, Formicidae.